Molecule: messenger RNA, 410 nt
Organism: Paramormyrops kingsleyae
Lineage: Eukaryota; Metazoa; Chordata; Actinopteri; Osteoglossiformes; Mormyridae
Gene: tomm6
Product: translocase of outer mitochondrial membrane 6 homolog (yeast)
Cellular component (GO): mitochondrial outer membrane translocase complex
Source: RefSeq, a predicted model, not a curated record
UACACUACUAACUAAAAUAUCAACGUCGAAGAAGGAACAGAAGCGUGUGCAGGGGCCGCUGUCUUCGUGUGCGCGACAAAAAUGAGUGGAGCAGUCAAGAAGGCAGCAGGGUCGUCUGGUAUCUUGGAGUGGGCGGCUUCUACGUAUCGGUUCGCCAUGGACAGGAAUGAUUUUAGAAGGAACCUCCUGGUGAAUCUGGGCCUCUUUGCUGCAGGUGUCUGGGUUGCUAGGAAUUUAUCAGACUUUGAUCUAAUGUCUCCCCAAUCUGUCUCCUAAAGAAAGCUUCUUCAAUUAUCCUGAUGAGGUGUCCGUGACCAAAACGCUGUAGAAUCCUGGCUUGGAUCUCCUUGGUGGCUCUGACAUGCUGAGAUAGUUCAUCUGCAAUAAAUGACAACAUUUGUGGAAACUUA